This is a messenger RNA of Helicoverpa armigera (cotton bollworm), 608 nucleotides long. RefSeq names its product CCAAT/enhancer-binding protein delta. Gene Ontology annotation, molecular function: DNA-binding transcription factor activity, RNA polymerase II-specific; RNA polymerase II cis-regulatory region sequence-specific DNA binding. The record is from RefSeq and is a predicted model, not a curated record. Gene Ontology annotation, biological process: regulation of transcription by RNA polymerase II. NCBI's taxonomy places the organism in Eukaryota, Metazoa, Arthropoda, Insecta, Lepidoptera, Noctuidae. Bases 1 to 480 code for a protein of 159 amino acids. The transcript is spliced from 3 exons. Gene Ontology annotation, cellular component: nucleus.
AUGUGCAAGAUCCUCGAGCUGAUUGAAAAAACUAAAACCUCCUUGUUUUCAGAUGUGCAUAGCGUGGUGAAUCCAUUGCUGGCUGCGUUGCCGCCACAGCUGCACUGCUUGCCGCCAUAUUGUCAUCAUCUGCCGCCGAGAAAUACUACACUUCUUCCAUCACCGACGAGCGAGCUGGAAAUCCGGCGUCGCGGCGAGAAGCGACCCAUCCCUCAGGAGUUGAAGGAUGAGAAGUACUUCGAGCGGCGACGCCGGAACAACCAGGCUGCUAAGAAGUCGAGAGACGCCAGGCGGAUCAGGGAAGACCAGGUAAAUGGCAAUGCCCAGAUAGCGUGGCGGGCGUGUCUUCUAGAACAAGAGAAUGCGUCGCUCCGAGCUCAUGUAGCAGCCCUAAGACAGGAAGCCCUAGCGCUCCGGUCACUGCUGGCGGCGAGAGACGAGCCGCCGGCACCCGCGCCUUCUUCUACUACACCGGAUUAGAUAUAAGAAUAGGAUUUUAGAUUAAAGAUAGAAUACCUACUAGCAUACAGACCUACCAUACCUAUUUUCCAAGUAUCGCUCAGGUUCGCUAAACAUUCUGCUAGUGGUUUGAAACUGGUGAACUUUCA